This is a messenger RNA of Serpula lacrymans var. lacrymans S7.9, 1099 nucleotides long. RefSeq lists its product as uncharacterized. The transcript has 4 exons. Gene Ontology annotation, biological process: SNARE complex disassembly; intracellular protein transport. Lineage: Eukaryota; Fungi; Basidiomycota; Agaricomycetes; Boletales; Serpulaceae. The record is from RefSeq and is a predicted model, not a curated record. Gene Ontology annotation, molecular function: syntaxin binding; soluble NSF attachment protein activity. Gene Ontology annotation, cellular component: vacuolar membrane; SNARE complex. The coding region runs from base 84 to 953 and encodes 289 amino acids.
GCUUGACUAAGCAUUUUUACUGAGUGGAGUGACUGUGCAGUAUUGGCAGUGCAGUAGCGUCCUUUCACCCUGACUGUAUAAGAAUGCCAACAAAAUCGCCAGCGGAAACGUUAUUGGAGAAGGCAAACAAGAAGGCAAGCUCUUCCGCUGGAUGGUUCUCUUCCUCCUCCUCCAAAUUUGAAGAAGCUGGCGACCUCUUUCAACAAGCGGCCAACUCCUUCAAGAUCGACAAGCUAUUCAGAGAAGCAGGUGAUGCUUUCUCAAGGGAGGCAGAGUGCAGAGAGAAAUGCAAAGAAGCCAACGAAGCAUCGAACGCAUGGUGGAAUGCCGCAAAGGCUUACAAGAGAGGAUAUCCUGACCUGGCUAUCCAGGCCUUGACGCAAACUAUAACGCUGCUAACUCAAAGUGGUCGAUUCCGUCAAGCUGCAGAUAGGGAAAAGGAAGUUGCGCAGAUAUACCGACAAGAAUUGAGCGACAUACGCAAGGCAUGCGAAAGCCUUGUCCGUGCAGGCGAUUGGUACGCCCAAGAGGACGCUACAGCUACGGCGAAUGCAUGCUUCAAAGAUGCUGCUGAUAUCCAUGCCGAGUUGGAGGAGUACCCUCAAGCCAUCGCCCGAUACGAACAAGUCGCAGACCACUCUCUCACUUCUGCCCUCACAAAGUACAGUGUUAAGGAGUAUUGGCUAAGAGCCUCUCUGUGUGCUCUUGCCAUGAAAGACACUAUCACCGCUAAACGAAACAUGACGAAGUACUCUUCACAAGAUACAACCUUCAGCUCUACUCGAGAAGCUAAAUUUAUCAAGGGUCUUAUCGAUGCCAUCGAAUCAGGGGAUCAUGAGAUGUUUACGGGGACUGUUGUGGAGUUCGACCAGGUCGUUAAACUAGACAACUGGAAGACUGCCAUUCUGUUGAAGAUUAAACGGGGCAUCCAGGAUGAACCGGGUAUCUUGUGAUGACAUUCUGUUCUUUCCAUUGAUCUUUCACGACUCUUUUUGUAUAUACUGUACCAUGAGUAACUUAAGAUGGACUGCGAUCAUUCAGAUAACCGUAGCUUAAUCACAUAUUCAUGGAUUAGAUGAAAUGUUUCCUGAGACCACUG